Molecule: messenger RNA, 1373 nt
Organism: Drosophila obscura
Lineage: Eukaryota; Metazoa; Arthropoda; Insecta; Diptera; Drosophilidae
Product: RING finger and CHY zinc finger domain-containing protein 1
Exons: 5
Coding region: 42-1136 (364 amino acids)
Biological process (GO): protein ubiquitination; ubiquitin-dependent protein catabolic process
Cellular component (GO): nucleus
Molecular function (GO): ubiquitin protein ligase activity; zinc ion binding
Source: RefSeq, a predicted model, not a curated record
CAGCAACAGCAGCACAACAAGAGCAACGUCUACAGCUGAUUAUGCCGCCUACAAUCAUGACGAGCGAUUUUCCAACAUACGUAAAGAUGCGAAAAUCCAAAUCCACAUCGAGUCUCCUACUCGAGGAGGAGCCGCCGGCCAUUGUUUGGCGUCGUCACAUCAUCAACUCCCAGCCAAAAACCAGCACAGAGGCUAGCAAAACUGUUGACAGCAUGGAAUCACAGCAACAUGAACAAUUUUCACGCUUCACCACCACCAGCAACAGCAGCAGCAACGCGCGCCGCGCACGCAGCAGCAACAAUAAAGAUAGCAAUAUUACUAGUUGCAACAACAACAAGUGCAGCAAUGCAACGCCAACAACACCGGAGUCAUUGCGCUUUGGAUGUGCACACUAUAAGCGUCGGGCCAUGUUUGUGACACCGUGCUGCAAUAAGUUCUACAAGUGCCGCUUCUGCCACGAUGAGAACGAGACGCAUCAUUUCGAUCGGAAGACACUCACAGAACUCAUCUGCUCCGAGUGCAAUACGCGGCAGACGGUGCGCGAGCAAUGCGAGAAUUGUGGCGUGCGAUUCGGCAAGUAUACAUGCCUCAUAUGCAAUCUAUUCGAUGAUGCGGAUAAGCAGCAAUAUCAUUGCCAUGGCUGUGGCAUCUGUCGCAUUGGCGGCGCCGACAAUUUCUUUCACUGCGAAGUCUGCAACAUGUGUCUGCCCAUUCAGCUGAAGAUCGAUGGCCAUCGGUGCGUGGAGAACAUCUCCCGGUCGCAUUGUCCGGUUUGUUUGGGCGACAUACACACGUCGCGCAUUCCUUGCCACAUUCCCGACUGCGGCCAUUUGCUGCACAAGAUGUGCUUCGAUCAGCUGCUGGCAUCCGGCCAUUACACCUGCCCCACCUGCCAGACCUCGCUGAUCGAUAUGACGGCGCUGUGGGAGUAUCUGGACGAUCAGGCCCAGCGCAUGCCCGUAACGCUCAAAUACGAGAAUCAGCGAGUGCAUAUCUUCUGCAAUGAUUGUCACAAGACUUGCAAAACCAAAUUCCAUUUCAUUGGACUCAAGUGUGUGCACUGCGGUGCGUACAAUACCACGCAGGAUGUAAAGCGUCGCCUCUCUCUGGUCACCGAUGAGCCAUCCUCGGCAUGACAUUCACACAGGAAUUCUAUCUCUUGCCAUGCCACCCACACCAUACCCAAGAAGACCCCAUCCCAUAUUCGAACUAAUUUGCUAUUACAACAACAAACUGAAAUCGUAACGCAUUGAAUUUAGAUCAAAUUCGAGCUGGUAUCGAAUAUAUAAAACAAAAACAACAUACACACAACAAAAAAAAGGCUCCCUAAAUCAUUUUACAAUUAUAAUUAAAAUUACACUUCAAAUUAAAUA